UCAUCUAUGCCCUCUCACACUCUUCAAUACUGUUGAUCUGGGGGUAGUUUUCCUUUAUUACAUGUUUACUUGCCAGGAUGUUACAUGAUGGCCCUUUAGGAAUUGUUCAUCAAUGUUAUUGAUAUGGGAUUUAGAGCAGUGUGCUGGACAUGCAGCCCUUUUUCAACAUCACUAAUGCAUUGCUUUGGUCAGAGCCUGCUUUGACUUAAGUAUGAUGCUUUAGGCAUCAGAAUAUAUGGAUUACAUUUACAAUGAAUUUUGCCUAGUGUUUUUUUAUUGUAAAUGGUACAAGUCCUUGAAUGUCCUUGCAUAUUUCAUGGCUUUAAACGGCAGAAAUACAUGUAAACCUAUCAAAUUCUCUUGAUAAUGGGGAUGGUGGAUUAAGAGACUUAAGUUGCACAUUUUAAAUACCAACACACAAACCGUACACCAGUUGUCAUUGGUCUAGUAUUAAGUGCUGCAAUAUCACAUUUUCUAUUACUUAUUUAAAUAUUAUCUGUUCCUGUUAUGUAUAAAAACACACUUGAUGUCAAAUCACAGGAAAAGCAUAAAGUUUGAGGUGUAAACACAGAUGAGAGUGAGAGCAAGAGUAACGGCAAUAGAUGGAGAGGAGGUCAAAGGGUGGGACUCAUGGGAGGGCUUCAUUUGUUUGGUGUGUGUGCAUGAAUCCUCGUGGUCUGACCAAAGCAAAAUUGAUUCUCUCCUCCAGUUCAUACAGAAACAAAAGCAGCUUAAGAUUGAAAGCCAGCGUUUUACUUUGAUAUUAACCAACAGUUGUUGACUGACAGGGUAGGAAAAAGAUAAACACAGAAGAGUUGGACUGACAAACAAGUUAUCAAAUGUCUGAAAGUGUGAAUAGCUCCUGGACGGGGUCUGUUGCUGUCCCGUCCUCUAUCCCUAAUGUCUUCCGCUCUCGUCUUACUGCAUCUACUGACCUCAGCAUAGCUAUCGUCCUCAUUAUCACAGGUGUGGUGUCAAUAGUUGGGAAUGGCCUUGUGUUGUUAGUGUACAGUCAGAGGAGAAGAAAGCUCAAAUCCCAUGAGCUGAUGACAGUCAAUCUAGCGGUGUGUGAUUUUGGCUACAGCCUGCUGGGAGCACCAUUUAUUAUCAUCUCAAGUCUGUCUCAUGCAUGGAUUUUUGGAGAAACAGGAUGCUUGUGGUAUGGGAUUCAGGGGUUUGUUUUUGGCAUUGGAUCCCUCAUCACCACCAGCCUUAUCUCCCUCGACCGCUGCUUUAAGAUCUGUAGCUUUCAGUAUGGUCAGUUGCUUGAGAAAAGACACGCUUCUCUGUCUAUUUCUCUGGUGUGGCUCUAUACGCUAUUCUGGGCUUUGCUUCCUGUGUUUGGCUUUGGUAGUUACAGCCCUGAACCAUUUGGGACCAGCUGCACCAUAAACUGGUGGAGGAUGAAGACUUCUCUGAACGAUAGAGUCUAUAUUUUUCUGAUCAUGAUACUCUGCUUUGGAGUUCCCACCCUGACUAUCAUCACCUCAUACAUUGCUAUCUUCAUAAAGGUGUAUUGGUCUGGUCGAAUAUUGGCCUCAAUGCCUUCAUCCAGUGUCACUCACAGUAUCAAAGAUAUUCGGCUGACAAAGAUAGCAGCAGUUGUGUGUUCCUCAUUUCUGAUUGCCUGGACUCCCUAUGCGAUAGUUUCUCUUUAUUCUGCGCUGACUGCCAAAGAGGGGAAUCCUGGGGAAGAUGGAGAAACAGCUCUCUCGGUCGGGUUCGGUCACGGCAGACAGAUCUCUGACAUCUUUGGUUUUCCCUUCCUCAUCAACUUGACCUCUUCAGAACGUUUCGAAGAUGCUUUUGGUUCCUGGAGAAAUAUGACUCCUGACAUAGAUCAUUCUCAUCAAUCUUCAUUAGGGCACAGCCCCAGAUCCACUGUGGGUUCUGGGCAUGGAGGAAUGGAUGUGAAUAGAUCUUAUUAUGUUUCCACCCUAAGCCCAGAGGUCACUCUGAUACCUACGAUUUUUGCAAAGUCACACUGCAUGAUAAACCCAUUUAUCUAUCAAAUCAUGAAUCGAGAUUUCAGAGAGGACGUCUACGAUCUUUUGUGCUGGAGAGGUAAAGAUGGAGAGAGGAGGAGAGCAAGGAGCUCAAGUGAUUCUGAUGGACAUCGUGGGAGCGUCAGUCUCUCUUAUAUUUACAGCUGGAGAAGACGAAGCACCCAUACGAGUCAGGUGUCCGGCGAGCGGGUGAAGAAAGAGUCUUCACGGAGGAGUAAAGGCAAGAGAGGCUCAUCUCAGGGCAAUGCCUCAGGUGGCUGGGCAUCUCUGGAUACUGCAACCUCAGACACACACUCCAACUUAGAAAGAGAGAGAGGGAGUCAGGUCGAGAGAGAGAAGCAAAAAGAGUUUGUUGAAAUGUAGGAGUAAUAACAGAUAACCCUGUUACCCAGGGUUUGGUAACAUGUUUGUUUUCAGGUGAAGAAAACAGUCUGGGAUGGCGGUGAAUAAAUGAAGAGAGAUUUUUCAUGUUUUGGGUAAACUUUUCCUUUAACCAAGUUGCAUUUGUGGAUUAGGGAGACACUUUAAUUCAAAGCAACCUACAAAAUUUAACAUUCACAAUUUUUUAGUAUAACUGUGUUAUGUUUGUGGAUAAACAUUUUUGUGAAGUAAACUGUGUUUUCCAAUAUGCAAUUUUAUAUUUACUUGAUGUUUGCCCUCUUUCUGAUAUUUAUCAGAAAUAUUUAUCUAUGUUUAUUAUUAGCACUAUUUAUUUAUGUAUUUAUUUAUUUAUCUAUCUGUCUCUCUCUGUUGUGUGCCC
This is a messenger RNA of Paramisgurnus dabryanus, 2766 nucleotides long. NCBI's taxonomy places the organism in Eukaryota, Metazoa, Chordata, Actinopteri, Cypriniformes, Cobitidae. The record is from RefSeq and is a predicted model, not a curated record.